Penicillium cinerascens is the source of this 1683-nucleotide messenger RNA. RefSeq lists its product as uncharacterized. The coding region runs from base 1 to 1683 and encodes 560 amino acids. Lineage: Eukaryota; Fungi; Ascomycota; Eurotiomycetes; Eurotiales; Aspergillaceae. The record is from RefSeq and is a predicted model, not a curated record. The transcript has 3 exons.
AUGGCUUUUGCACUGCUGCUGAUCCUUGUAUCGGUCUGCUAUGCAGCCAAAUUGCCCGUAGUCGACCUUGGCUAUGAGCGGCACCAAGCUAUCUCAUUCAAUAACACUCUGGGCUUGUAUAACUUCAGCAACAUUCGUUACGCUGCACCGCCUUUGGGUGACUUGCGUUUUCGGGCGCCCGUGUGGCCAGAGCAGAAUCGGACGCACAUUGAGGAUGGCUCUGUAGGCCGAAUGUGCCCGCAGGCUGAUCCUCUCUGGGAAGAAGAUAUCGAGCCUGCCUUCCUGCUGAGUCUGAUGGAAGGUACCACGUUCAACCAGUCAACCAACAUCUCUUCGUAUCCGUAUGUGCCCCAGAAGAUGGACCCCCGGACCACCGAGGAUUGCCUGUUUCUGGACGUAGUGGUUCCAAAGAAAAUCUUUGAUCGUGCUCAAAACAAGACCUUUGUUCCGAGCAAUGCAUUGGCGCCUGUUUUGGUGUGGAUUUAUGGCGGUGGAUAUGUGGCAGGAGACAAGAGCGACUACGAUUCCGCGGGCUUGAUCCAGCGAAGCAUGAUCACAGGCGAAGGGAUCGUGUACGUUGCGAUGAACUAUCGACUGGGAGCAUUUGGCUGGCUCGGUGGUGAUACGCUCAUGGCCAACGGCACGGCCAACGCUGCACUCCACGACCAGCGCCUCGCUCUGGACUGGGUGUACAAGAACAUUCACCUGUUUGGCGGCGACGCCCAAAAAGUCACGGUGAUGGGCGAGUCGGCUGGAGGAGGCUCCAUUAUGCAUCAGAUGACGGCGUAUGGAGGAAAUGCCGGUCCCUCUCCGUUCCAGCAGGCGAUCGUGCAGAGCCCCGGAUGGGUCCCCAUCGUCGGCAAUAUGCAGCAAGAGCAGACUCUUCAACAAUUCCUGGGAAUUCUGAACGUCAGUACGAUCGAAGAGGCGCGUCAACUGCCGACCGAGAAGUUGAUCGCUGCCAAUGCCUACCAAGUGGCCACCAAGUCAAAAUACGGCGACUUCGUUUACGGGCCCGUUGUGGAUGGCACUUUCGUACCAGCCUUGCCCGGUCAACUUCUUCAGGAAGGCAAUUUCGACCGCAAUCUUAAUGUCAUGGUGGGCCACAAUGCAGACGAAGGACUCGUGUUCACCUCGCCCGAUGCUCGCAACGGCAGCUUUGUGGCCACACUGCUGCAAGAUCAAUUUCCUCAUAUUCGGGCCAACGUUACCGACUACAUCACCAAGGUCCUGUACCCAGCCCAGUACGAUGGAGCUUACCGCUACUCGAAUCCGUUCGAGCGUGCCGUUGUUAUUAUUUCGGAGCUGAUCUUUGUGUGCAAUACUGACUAUAUAAACCGGGCCUACCACGGCGAAACCUAUGCAUACGAGUUUAGCGUUCCCCCGGCGGUGCACGGCCAGGACGUGCUAUACACGUUUUACAACAACGGCUCCGCUGGACUGAGCUCUUCGGCGGAUGGGUUGUCGGUCACCAAUGUUACGAUCGCCGAGAUUAUGCAGGACUACUUCACUAGCUUUGUUCAGACCGGCACUCCCAAAUCGUCCCUGGGUCCUAAGUUCCCCCGACACGGCGGUCUUUGGGGAGAGCUGAUGAAUAUUGGCAACACCACCAUUCAACCGAUGUAUGACACGUCCAAUAACCCGCGCUGUCGUUUCUGGCAGUCGGCGCCUUACGCUUCAUGA